Arctia plantaginis is the source of this 303-nucleotide messenger RNA. The record is from the annotation of a GenBank genome assembly. Lineage: Eukaryota; Metazoa; Arthropoda; Insecta; Lepidoptera; Erebidae.
AUGGAACCAAAUGAGUUCUCAUACAUACUGAGUUUCAGCAUUUUGUUUAUGUUAUGGUCCAAAGGUAGUGGUGGAAGGUUCAUUAGAGCACGAUUCCAACAGGUCAAGAAAUCGUCGCCUACACGGCUACCACUAACAGAACCUGAAAGGCGUUCACCACCGGCCUGGCUAACCCCGAGUUACAGUCAACCAAUUCGACGGUCAGUACAACCGUCCAAGGAUGCUGCCAGCAACAAACCUGCAGACAUCGUGACAGAGAAGAUUGAGCUGUACGAACUUCAUGCCGUUCCUGAGAGACGCUAG